CUCCGAGCUAUGCUCUUGGUAAGACAGAUGUGUUUUUGGUGUGUUUUCAGUGUACCCGUUACCCUUGAAACUAGCAGAGCAAUUCUCGAAUCCUUUACAUUUAAUCUAAUCUAAUGCAUUAGUAACGUUGAACUAAAGCCUUCACAACUUUCUCUGUUUCUUAACGUGCAAAUCUACACGUUAUGGUUCAUUCGAAAACUCAAAAUGAAGGAUGUUUAAAAAACAGAAUGGUUUCUCAAUCACAGGUGUGUAAAUGGACACUUCAAGUUCAUGUCUCAAUUAUGUUCGGCAGUUUUUUUGUAUUUUCAAACGAUGUGACAGGGGCAGCACAUCGGCUUCAGUGUGGACUCAUUACCCCCGAAUCUCAAUGAGAAAGUCAACUCACGGUCAAAGGGAACGUUUCUGUCCCAACUUCCUUUUUUUGUGACGUGAUGAACAGGAAACACACCUAACUAUUUCACAUCGAUGUCAUGAUGUAAAACACACUGACAGAGCACAACUAAGCCUCGAGGUCCCUUUCACAUUUCAGGAUGUUCAACUACAGAAUACCUUCCUUGGAUCAGAUGAAGGUGAUAAGCCUGAUUGAUUUUACCCUCAUAUUGAUCCUGUCGUCUUAUUCAAAAGGUGAAGGCUGGAACAUUGAAGUCAGUAGACAUAUCAAUGCAACCAAGGGUUCAAACAUGACCAUUCAAUGUCGGUUCACCGUUCCAAAAAACGAAUGCACAGAAAGUGUGAAGGUCUUCUGGAAAAGUCCAGAGCAAAGCACAUUUAAUACUUUUGACAAGGACCAAAAUGCUUUUAUUUUUCACCCAAAUGAAACGUUUGUGCUUGAGAAGUACAGAGGAAAGACCCAGCUCGUCGGAAAUAAAAGCGCACGAAACUGCUCCCUCAAGAUCGUCAACAUCAGUGAAAAUAUCCCAAACAUCUACCUGAGAGUUAUUGCAAAGAGGGACAACUACAGUUUUGUAAAAGACUUUGUCUCCAUUUCUGUAUCUGGUGCUAUAGAAACUGGUCGUGGGAGAGGUUUACUCGAUAAAAUACAGCCAACUCCCAUCUCUGAAGCAACAACAACGGGACCAAACAAGAAGACGGAACAACGGAACCUUGUGGCCAUCUCUGUACCAGUUGUUGCAAUUCUGGUUCUUAUUCUUGUUGUUGGAGUCGUCCUUGGCAUGAAACGGAAAAGGUCAGAAUCCUUAAUCAGGAAUGAUUCAGGAUAUUAUUUGAAUUUCAGCCGAGCGAAACAACUGCAAAGGGAAGCAUCGGGCCAAAAACAAGAGAACAGCAAAGUUUCUGAACAGAAAGACAUUGAGGAACCAGUUUACAUCAACUUUGAGGCCUCUCCAGAUCAGAUGGAUCAAAGUGUGGAUCACGUAGAGAGCAUAUAUGCCAAUGUAGAUUCUUCAAAACUGUAGGAUAGUUGCAUCCUGCAAAUCUGUCUCUAAUCUUUUAUCUAAAGUUUUAUGACAUAGAGACUACUUAACAUUCCAACAACUAUCACGAUAAGACAACUAAGUGUGUGUGUCUAAUGUGUGACCGGGAUGAGAGCCCUUGUCUGUUUCCAUCCUAUUGAUUUAUGAGGUCUAAUAUUACUAUAUUUAAGUUUUUUAUUUGUCUUUUGGUCGUUACAGUGAAUAUGUAACCAUAAAUAACAAACAGUGGGUUAGUGCUCAGUACGAGGGCUUAAAAUGUGUCUUAAUACAUUACUACUGAUUUUAAAAAUAUGACUUCCUGUUGCCAGUGUGAUAAGCAGUGGAUGUUCACAAGUAUUUUAUUUGCUAAAUCUUUUGACAGGGUCCUGUUUUCUAUGGAAUGUAUUCAAGUAAGCGACCAGGUUCAACUGUAUAGCUGUACAACUUUGCUCAACACAGGGACAGGUCAGGGACAUGAUACAUCGUUUUUUUCUUGCCAUCUCAAUGUUUCUCAAUUCACAUAUUGGGACAUCUAGGCGCGAGCAACACUUCUGUUAUCUUUUCUUCUUACGUUUCCUGAGAGAUGUUUUUUAGCGAUGAAGCUAUUUUUUGUAAUGUCAUUGAAUGUAUUAGUACAUAGACUGUACCCAAACAAUAAAAGGUUAA
Messenger RNA from Pungitius pungitius (ninespine stickleback), 2078 nucleotides. RefSeq lists its product as uncharacterized. The coding region runs from base 531 to 1415 and encodes 294 amino acids. The transcript has 9 exons. NCBI's taxonomy places the organism in Eukaryota, Metazoa, Chordata, Actinopteri, Perciformes, Gasterosteidae. The record is from RefSeq and is a predicted model, not a curated record.